Messenger RNA from Raphanus sativus (radish), 636 nucleotides. RefSeq names its product blue copper protein. The transcript has a single exon. Gene Ontology annotation, cellular component: plasma membrane. Bases 1 to 636 code for a protein of 211 amino acids. The record is from RefSeq and is a predicted model, not a curated record. Gene Ontology annotation, molecular function: electron transfer activity. Lineage: Eukaryota; Viridiplantae; Streptophyta; Magnoliopsida; Brassicales; Brassicaceae.
AUGAUGAAGAACAGAAUCAUGACUUUGUUAAUUGCGGCGUUGUCACUAAUGGGAUUAGCGCGUGCAACAUCCUUUUACGAGGUUGGAGACACCAACGGAUGGACGACAAAGAUGGGCCUUGACUACUACAAGACAUGGUCAUCUUCAAAGACUUUCUAUGUCGGAGAUUCCCUCAUCUUUCAAUACAAACAUCUCCACAACGUGUUGGAAGUGAGCUUCGAAGAUUACGAGUCCUGCAACCCUAACUCCGCUCUGACCACAUAUCACUCCGAGUAUGAACCGGUUAAGCUUAACAGAACCGGACACUAUUACUUCAUAUGCGGUGUGCCUGGUCACUGUGAAUCUGGUCAAAAGCUUGAGGUCCUAGUCGUGGCUCCUGCCUCUCUGCAGAAUACUCCUGCCACAACAACUCAACAAAACAACUCAUCUACUUCUAAUUCAAACCCUAAACCUAAUCCUACUUGUCCUGAUCCUAAACCUGAGCCUUCACCGCCAUGGGAGGAUCCUCUUGAGGUUCUUCCAGUAGAUGCUGCAACAAUUGCAUCACUUCCUCACAAUGCAGCCUCAGACCCUUGUGUGUGGAGUGGGUUAAGCAUCCUCUCCUUCCUUCUUUUACAAACCCUAGUUUUUCUUUAA